Messenger RNA from Trachymyrmex cornetzi, 2138 nucleotides. RefSeq lists its product as uncharacterized. The record is from RefSeq and is a predicted model, not a curated record. Lineage: Eukaryota; Metazoa; Arthropoda; Insecta; Hymenoptera; Formicidae. The transcript is spliced from 7 exons. The coding region runs from base 117 to 1856 and encodes 579 amino acids.
AAAGUUUACUUUUCUCUGUUUGUUUUUGUGAAUUUUAUGAAUAUAUAUACAACUGUAUUCGUAAAAAAGAUGUGCAACAAUAUUUAGCAGUCGAUGUGACUUUAAUAACUACCAAAAUGAGUAAAAUGUAUAAGACUGCUGCUGUCAAGACUAAAAGUUUAGGAAAUCAUCAACGAACCUUCAAAGCUCAUGAUGCAGAACAAAAGCAUGUCACGAUGAGCCCUUCCAACGAAGUUAUAAUGUUCGGCCAAGAUCACAUUGUAGAAGUCACAGUAAAAAAAAAGAAUAAAGGUCAGAAACGUACUUCACCUGUAGCAAGUUGUAGCUAUGGACAGAAAGCAGAGAAAAUAAGAUCUACAACUGAUAGUAAAACUCCAUCAAACUGGAGUAAUGUUUUUAGUCAGAAUUUGUUACAUGUAACAAAACAACAGUCUUCUAAAUAUAGUGGAAAAGAAGCGGAAAAGAAUAUAAAUGCUAAAAAACAACAGAAAAGUACUAUCAAACAUCCUCCUAUGAAGUCAGAUGAAAAACAUUCACCAUCGUGCUGUUCAUCAAUUCUUGUUCAGGAUUGUGCUGUACAAUGUUCUGAAUAUGAUUUCAAUAAAUUUACUGAUUUUAAUCCAGUACACAUGUUACAUUUAAUAAGACAGUUAAAAGAGUUAGUUAAUAAAAAGGAUAAAAGAAUCUGUGAAAUCUUUAGUGAGAUGGAACAAAUAUUGCAGAAGAUACCGGAUCUAGAAACCAAAGUAGAAUUCAGUGCAGUUCCACUAAAGGAAUCUGGUAAAAAGAUAAAAACUGUGUCGUAUGAAUCGUUCAUAUUAGAACGAGAAAGAUUAAAAAGUGAAAUUCGAGAGCGAGAUGAACGACUAAAGGAAGUUGAUGAAAAAUACGCAGAGUUAACAUUUCAAGUAGAGAUGCUUACACAGCAAUUGGAAGAAGUAACUUAUAAGAAGAAUGAUACAAUAUCAAGGCUAAUGCAACAAAUUGAAAACAAUGAACGAACAAUUACAGAUUUAAAAAUGAAUCUAAAUAAGCAAACAGAACUUGUACGAAAAAAUGACAUUGAUAACAAAUGUUUAACAAUGGAAAUACAUAAACUUUCAGCGUUAUGUUCUAAUAGAGAUACACAAAUUAUUGAUUAUAGAAAUACAAUACAAGAGCUACAAAAUCAGAUUGAAAAACAUUUAAAAACCCUACACGAGAUAUAUAUGAAAGAAGGAAAUACAAGCCCUUACAUAUCGUUAAUUCAUACAGGGCAUGCAUGUUCGUCUCCUACCUCAAGUUUUUCUAAUGGCUUUAAUAAAUCCUGGAAUGAUUUAUCAGACAUUUCUUCCGAAGAUUCCGUUCCUAAAGAAAAUGUUUUAAAAGAAGAUGUGCCCGUUAAAGAUUUCGAACUCGUUAGUUUACUUGAUGGAGAAUCAUCACAUACUAUACUGCCGGAUCAAAAUGAAGUUAAGAACGAUAAAAAAUCAGCAAAGCAAAAUAAUAAUGAAAAUAAUACUGCUUGCCAAAAUAUGAACGCGAACGAUGUAACCACGAAAAAAUCCUUGCAUCAAUCUUCAAAGAAGGAUGACAAUAAAGAAAAUGACAUUCAUAAAAUGAGAAAGUAUACAACGCUUAAGGAAAAACAAAAUGAUUACACCAAAAAUUUGUUUUUGAAUGCAUCAAAAGUUCUUGAAAGCAUUACAAAAUCAACAGUUUCUGACAUAAGGAAGCAAGGCGAUAUGCAAAAUAGGAAACCUGUUAAUGUACCUAGUCCAUUACGGGACUGUCCACAUCCUGAUUGGAGCGACAGUAGUUUACCUAGCAUUAGUACUGUCUCCGACUUGGACAUGAUACCCUCAAAUGAUGUUUAAAAAACUAUAUGCUCAAAGGAGAAUGAUCACUGGAUUCUCAAACAUAUUAUUCUCUAUAGGAAUUAUUAAUAUAAUUCCCAUUGACUGAGUAUACAUAAGCAUGAAUUUAUAUCUUGUUGCAAAACUGUGAUAAACUCAUAAUGCACAUUCUACUUAAAUAAUGAAAUCUAUGAAAGAUAGCACGAUAUACAAAUAAAAUUGCUUGAUAAUCACGAUAUUUUAAAAACGUUAACAUGUCAAAGACAUAAUUUGCACAUACACAUCUUAUUAAAAUGAAAUUGU